UUAAAAGCCUUUGACACUGAACAAGAAAAAACCCAUUGGAGGUUUUUUGGAGGUUUCACUGGCACCGGCACUGAGCUUCAGUUCACUCAUUUUCCGCCGGAAAAAAAUCAGAUUUCAUCUUUAGGGCACUUCAAGAGGUUAGUGAGUGAGAUUCAUGAGCUCCAAUUCCAAUGUUUUAUUUCAUCAUUAGAACUAGUUUUGUUCAUGGGAGGCAAACCAUUGCAGCCUCUCAAAGUUCCAAUCUUUUAAUCUUUAAACGAUCAAUUGGUCUUAGAUUAUUCUCCAAUAGCUCAAAUGGACACUCAUUUACGGUUUCAUACCUUAUAAACAAAUGUGGGUUCUCCCCAGAAUUGGCUUCUCGGGUUUCAAAAUCUGUUCAUUUUGAAACUCCUGAAAAGCCUGAUUCUCUGAUUGUUUUCCUGGAAAAUCAUGGGUUUUCACAAACCCAAAUCGUAAACCUCAUCAAAAGACAGCCGACUUUGCUUCUUUCUCAUACUGAGAAAACCCUUUUGCCCAAAUUAGAGUUUCUUUACUCUGUAGGUUUUUCAAGGCCUGAGCUUGCUAAACUCUUGAGUAACUAUCCUCGUCUGUUGGUAUCUAGUUUAGAGAAACAAAUCAUCCCCUCAUUUAAUUUACUCAGGAACUUGUUUCAAUCUCAUGAUAAGACUAUCAAGGCUAUAAAACAAUGUACUGGUAUUCUUGUCUAUGAUGCGUAUGUGUUUUCGAAUAUGAAGGUUUUGAGAGGAAUUGGAGUCCCUGAAUCGAAUAUCCUUAUGAUGUUUAGUAAUCCUCGAGCAUUGUUGUGUAAUCCGGUUCGGCUUAAGGAGAUUGUUGAGGAAGUUAAAAGAAUGGGGUUCGAUUCUUUGACGAAGAAGUUCGUCCAUGUGGUUAUUGCUUUGAGUUCAAUGAGCAAAUCCACACUAGAGAAGAAAUUUGAUGUAUAUAGGAGAUGGGGUUGGUCGGACCAAGAGAUUCGUGAAGCUUUUCAAAGGUAUCCGUCGUGUGUUACUGCUUCAGAGGGUAAGAUCAUGGCUAUAGUGGACUUUCUCGUGAACAAAAUGGGCUAUCAUUCGAAUCUCAUUGCUAAACAACCGAGUAUUUUCAGUCAAAGCUUAGAGAAGAGGAUUGUCCCAAGGGCUUUAUUUGCUCGAGAAUUGUUAUCACUAGGUUUGGUUAGUAACUUAGCAUUGUCUGCAUUGUUCGACACAUCGGAGAAGGUGUUUGUGAACCGUUUUGUAAAAAUUGCACCCGAGCUCUUGAAACUAUACGAAGAAAAAAAAAUGAAGUCAGUAUAGGCUGCAGCAUUAGUAUUUUGUAGGAUGCAUUAAAUUGCAGAUUAGGACCAAAGGAAUUACUUUUGGCGCAUUAAGCUUUGGAUAUUUUUCAUGUUCGUGUUGUCUGGUUUGAGUUCAUUAUUCUUGAUCUUCAACUUGUUGUAGUUUGAAUAUGUUAAUGGAACCAGCCACUCUCUUUUAGCUGUAUUGUUUUCUUCCAUUGAUGAGCCAAGCUCAACAUUUUGCUUGCUUUGUUGUU
This is a messenger RNA of Gossypium raimondii (Peruvian cotton), 1533 nucleotides long. RefSeq names its product transcription termination factor MTERF15, mitochondrial-like. Lineage: Eukaryota; Viridiplantae; Streptophyta; Magnoliopsida; Malvales; Malvaceae. Gene Ontology annotation, molecular function: double-stranded DNA binding. The record is from RefSeq and is a predicted model, not a curated record. Bases 171 to 1295 code for a protein of 374 amino acids. The transcript has a single exon. Gene Ontology annotation, cellular component: chloroplast. Gene Ontology annotation, biological process: regulation of DNA-templated transcription; chloroplast organization.